AUGGCGUCCCUUCGUCCCGAGUCUGCCGCGGCUUUGACCGCCCAUCGACGUGAGGCGAUGCGUCUUGCAAAGCAGCAAGAACGAGCUGUUGCAGAGAAGUGCAAGCGAAGCAACGAAGACCCCCCCGGCUAUAGCUUUGACGAACUCAUCGGCAAAGGUAGCUUCGGCAGAGUCUACAAAGGCCGCCAGAAGUCGAGCAACAAGAUUGUUGCCAUAAAAGUUCUCGACAUCGAUGAUGCCGAUUUCUCUGCGUAUGGUGAACAGAAGGAUGAGCAGAUACGGGACUUCGACAGAGAGAUCAGAAUUCUGAGACAGGCUCAAGACAGCGGUGCAGUCAACCUCAAUCGCAUGAUUGAAGCCCUUCCCGUUCACAGUCAGUUGUGGUUGAUCUGCGAACAUUGUCCGGGUGGAAGCGUAAAGACGUUGAUGCGUGCCACGAAGGAUCGUUUGGAGGAAAAGUUUAUUGUUAUAGUCGCUCGAGAGUUGGCAAAGGCCCUGAAAGGACUUCACGAGGCUGGCAUCAUCCACCGAGACAUCAAGGCUGCCAACGUGCUCGUACACGAGGAGGGAAACCUGCAACUCUGCGAUUUCGGUGUUGCCAACGUCCUCGAUACUCGGACUGAUAAGAGACGGACAUUCAUCGGCACUCUGCACUGGAUGCCUCCCGAGCUGUGGACCGAGAGACCUGAGUAUUCCGAUGAGGUCGAUGUCUGGGAAUAUGGCUGCACUCUGUAUGAGUGCGCGUUAGGAAGACCACCCAACAGCGAUCUUCGCGAGCGACAGCAGCUAAAGAUGCGAAUGCGCCGACUCAAGCAAGCGAUUGCCUUACCAGAAUCCGAAUCAUUCAGCGAAGGUCUACGUGAACUUGUCAAGUUCACGCUCAGUCCGGAAGUGAGCUCUCGCCCUUCGAUGAAAGACGUUCUUGAGCACGACUUUUUGAGAGAAACUGAGGAGACUCAUCCCACGAAAGAUCUGCAAGCAUUGGUGCAAAAUUACUAUGCGUGGUUGUUCACAGGUGGACAACGUGUCUCACUGUUUAUGCCUGGAGGUGCUCCCGCCGCAGCAACCGAAGAUCCCGAUUCACAAAUCACCGACAGCGACGAAUGGAAUUUCAGCACAACUCAAGAUUUUGAGCGUCGUGUUUCUACCAUUCUUGAGAUUCCCGAUCUCUCAAACUUGAGUGCAGAGUUUGAAAACCAAGACACUCCUCGAGGCCUUUCACAGGCCACAGAUCUGUCGCCGCCUCGGCACAUGACCGCAGCGCAAAAGGCCAACUUCGAAGCGCGUGUGAAUCGCGGUGCUGCCGAUUUGUCCAACCUUUUCGACCAGUCUGGUCCUGCCUACGAGUACAAGACCAAGACCGACUUCAUCCCCAUACCUGAACAAGUAACGCCAGAGAAGCGCAGAGCAUCAGACCUACCCUUCAGAGCCAUGGCCGAAGACCGUCCCUCCUCUAUCGCUUCGAAUGUCAUCGAUUUGGGCGAAUUCGACGACAAUGACUACGCUCCCGCCGCUCCUCGCACCGACGACAACAUUCAGACUACCUAUGCCGACACUCCUAUGAAAGGCCAGACCAUCCGUCUUGCCGAUGCCUCCACUCUCCGUCAGAAGCGUGCCAACUCCAAAGGGCCGCGUGAUCCCACCACUCAGAACUUGACAGCUCGUCGCGCUUCCUCCGCCGAUGAUGCAGACAGACAGUCCAUGGGGGUUUCUGCUUAUGACUUCGCAGCUGCGCAGCAGGACUGGGCAUCCACCAAAGAGAAAGGCAAGCAGCCCGAACUGCAAGAAGCUGCUGAGAUCACCUCGUCGAACCCCGCUCGCGCUACUAUGGACUGGUCCUUCGCUGAUGCUAUGGCUGGAAUGGGAGGAGGUACGGUGCGAGAUCCUGACGUUCCUCUGUCAGCGCCUCUGCCGUUCGCGGAAGCCACACCCAGCAACAUCCCGCAGACUGCCAUGUCUACGUCGGACGAACCAGGCCCCGAAGAGGAGGAAGAGCAAUACCCAUCUCGCGCUGCAUCUCGCGCCCGUGACCGUGCUACCCUCGACUGGUCCUUCAGCGACGCCAUGUCCGAGCUCCAAUCUACCAACACUUCUGCUGCUGGCACACUCGAGUCCUCCGCACCUCAGCGCACCACCCCGUCUCGUCCAACCCCACUAGUCCGCCAGAUGACCAUGCCAGUCACGCACCAAGACUUCUCCACUCUUGAAGAAGACGACGACGACGACGAUCAGAUGAUCCAGCACGCACGUCCCGCCACCUCACUCUCUGCCGCACCCAGCGACAACUACCCCGAUAGCGACGCCUCGUCCGCCGACUUCGACCCCUUUUCCCUCGAGCACGCCAGCGACGACUACCCGGGCCCAGCCACCCUCGAUGCCGCCACCGUCGCCGGCAUGGGCGCCUUCUACGCCACGCGCGGCCGCACCAUCCUCCCCGACCACCCCUGGCCCGAGCCCUUCACCCCCAACCCCAUGGGCGCCCCCUACCCCAACGGCCGACCCCCUCGUAUCGGCAAGGAAGGCUUCCCCGGCCCCGCCGCUGCAGCCAUGCCUGCUGGGGCGCGCUCGCACGAUCGCGGCGGCAGCGGCGGCUCCGUGACCUCCGCCUCCGGUGGUAGUAGUGGCGCGCCGCGCAGCUAUGUUGAGGUGCCGGAGGCGCUGCCCCCGAACGUGGCGGCCAUGUCGGUGGGCGCGACCAACGAGGAGCUGGCGGCGGAGUUGGACCGGCUUCUGGAGAGCUUUGGGGGCACGUUGGCGGCGGCGAGCAGCGUGUUUGGAAGUGUGGGCGGGAGGAAGGGCCGUGGUAGGGAGAGAGGCGGGAGGAGAGGCGGCAGGGGAGGCGCUGCUGGUGGUGCUGGUGGUGCUGGUGGCAGAGAGGCUGGCGGUGGUAGAGAGAGUGAAGGUGGGGAGGCGGCGGCUUGA
This is a messenger RNA of Cyphellophora europaea CBS 101466, 2922 nucleotides long. RefSeq lists its product as uncharacterized. The record is from RefSeq and is a predicted model, not a curated record. Lineage: Eukaryota; Fungi; Ascomycota; Eurotiomycetes; Chaetothyriales; Cyphellophoraceae. Gene Ontology annotation, molecular function: protein kinase activity; ATP binding. Gene Ontology annotation, biological process: protein phosphorylation. The coding region runs from base 1 to 2922 and encodes 973 amino acids. The transcript is spliced from 3 exons.